Molecule: messenger RNA, 1644 nt
Organism: Lodderomyces parapsilosis
Lineage: Eukaryota; Fungi; Ascomycota; Pichiomycetes; Serinales; Debaryomycetaceae
Product: sugar porter family MFS transporter
Exons: 1
Coding region: 1-1644 (547 amino acids)
Biological process (GO): carbohydrate transport; transmembrane transport
Cellular component (GO): membrane
Molecular function (GO): carbohydrate:proton symporter activity
Source: RefSeq, a predicted model, not a curated record
AUGUCUUCCAAAGUUGAACGUAUAUUUGCUGGUCCCGCUUUAAAAGUGGGAAACUUCUUAGACAAAUUCCCCAAAAUUUACAAUGUUUGGUUCAUUGCUAGUAUUUCCACCAUUGCUGGUUUAAUGUUUGGAUUUGAUAUUUCAUCAAUGUCGGCAUUUAUUGGGGCAAAGCCAUAUGCUGAAUAUUUCAACAACCCUGGAUCUACUUUGCAAGGAUUUAUCACUGCUGCUAUGGCAUUGGGCUCUACUUUUGGCUCUAUUGCAUCAUCAUUUGUUUCUGAACCAUUUGGUAGAAGAUUGUCGCUUUUGAUUUGUUCUUUGUUUUGGAUAGUUGGUGCUUCAAUCCAAUCUGCUUCUCAAAAUACAUCCAUGUUGAUCGCUGGUCGUAUCAUUUCUGGAUUAGGUGUUGGUUUCGGCUCAUCAGUUGCUCCAAUUUAUGGCGCAGAGAUCUCUCCACGUAAAAGAAGAGGUGCAGUUAAUGGUCUUUUCCAAAUGUCCAUUGCUAUGGGAAUCAUGAUUAUGUUUUACUUUUGCUACGGUGUUGGUCACAUCAAGGGAGUGGGAAGCUUCAGAGUUGGUUGGGGAUUCCAAAUUGUUCCUGGUGUACUCUUAUUCUUUGGAUGUUUCAUCAUUCCUGAAUCACCACGUUGGUUGGCUAAACAAGGUAGAUGGGAGCAAUCAGAGAUGAUUGUGUCAAAGAUUCAGGCUCGUGGUAACUCUGAAGAUGAGGAAGUUUUAAUUGAGAUUGCUGAGAUUAAAGAACAAUUGUUGAUUGACAAAGAGGCAAAGUCAGUUGGAUAUGCUACAUUGUUUAAAAAGAAGUUUAUUCUUAGAACUUUUACUGCCAUUUUUGCUCAAAUUUGGCAACAAUUGACUGGUAUGAAUGUUAUGAUGUACUACAUUGUUUACAUUUUCCAAAUGGCUGGUUACAGUGGUGAUGCAAACUUGGUUGCAUCUUCUAUUCAGUAUGUGUUGUUUGUUGCUUGCACAAUCCCCGCAUUGUUUUUCUUUGACAAGUUUGGUAGAAGGCCAGUGUUGAUUGUUGGUGCUAUUUUGAUGAUGAUUUUUCAAACUGGUCUUGCUGGUAUCUUGGGUACAUAUGCCGUGCCAUGGGCUGAUUCAGGUAAUCAAUCAGUCAAUAUCAAGAUCCCAGCAGAAAACAAGGCUGCUUCAGCUGGUGCCAUUGCAUGUUGUUACUUGUUUGUUUGUUCCUUUGCAGCCACUUGGGGCGUUGGUAUUUGGGUUUACUGUGCUGAACUUUGGGGUGAUAACAGAAUUUCCCAAAGAGGUAACUCAUCGUCUACAUGUGCCAACUGGGUCAUUAAUUUUGCCAUUGGAAUGUAUACUCCAUCUGGGUUUAGAACAAUUAGCUGGAAGACUUAUAUUAUUUAUGGUGUUUUCUGUCUCGCUAUGGCCAUUCAUGUUUAUUUUGGGUUCCCAGAAACCAAAGGUAAGAGAUUGGAAGAAGUGGGACAAAUGUGGGAUGAAAAAGUUCCAGCUUGGAGAUCAGCUUCAUGGACUCCAACUAUCCCACUUACUGGUGACUCUGAACUGAUUAGAAAGUUGAGUGUUGAACAUGUUGAAUAUACUGCAUCCAAGGAAAAGGAAAUUGUCACUGUUAACGAAGCUAGCUCGGCUGAAUGA